AUGGACGUGAAUGACUGCCCUCCACGCUUCUCUGAGUUCGGCUACACAGCCCUGGUGGCCGAGAACAGCGAGGUGGGCACCACCGUCACCAUCCUCACGGCCGCUGAUGACGAUGAAGGAAACCAUGGCCAGAUCCAGUACAGCCUCGGCCCCGAUGAAAGCGCUGUAGUGAAGUCAACUUUCCGCAUUGAUCCACACACUGGGACGCUGACCCUGGCGGCCCCGCUGGACCGCGAGACCAUGGCCCAGUACUCCUUCACUGUCACUGCCACUGACGGGGGCCCCAAGCCUCUGUCCACCAGCACAAGAGUCACUGUACUGGUCAAGGACUACAACGACAACCCUCCAGUGUUCACCAAAGACACUUACGUCACUGCUGUGCCUGAGGACACCGCCACGGGCACGGCGGUGGAGCUCAGCGUGACGGACGCCGACGAGUCUGUGGCCGAACUUGACUUCUUCAUCACCGGCGGCGACCCUGACGGCCAAUUCCUGGUGCACGCCUCAGGGGAGGUGGGUGGGAGGGAUGCUGGACCGGGAGAGGCACGCCAAGUACACCUCACCGUCACCGUCACCGACGUGAAGUUUACGGCCAACACGACUGUUACUGUGACAGUCAUCGACAUCAACGACAACGGUCCGGUGUGCAAGGAGCCAAUCUACCGUCGGGAGAUCUCUGAGGAUGCCACCCCAGGCACCCAGGUGGCCUCUGUUGUGUCCUGGUAUGCCGAUGAAGGCACUGCUGCCUGGAGCCGCUACAUUCUCACCGGGGACAGCGCCCACCACUUCAGUAUUGACCAGCUGAAUGGCCACGUGGCCACAGCCACCCAGCUGGACAGAGAGGCACGGGACCACUACCACCUCACUGUUGUGGUGGAGGACUGGGAGCACAAGGCCUGGCAGUGUGAGGUGGUGGUGGAGGUCCUGGUGACGGACACCAACGACAACCCCCCGUCCUUCUCCCUGGCCACCCACGCCGCCACCCUGCUGGAGGACGCGCCCAUCAACACCAUCGUCCUCAAGACAUCUGCCACGGACCCUGACCUCGGCAUCAAUCGACAGCUGCUGUACAACUUUGUGGACUCAGCGGAGGGCCACUUCACCAUUGACGAGAUGGAGGGUGUGGUCAGCCUGGCCCGGCCCCUGGACCGUGAGACAAGGGACUCCUACAGCCUGACAGUGUGCGCCGUGGACCAGGGAAGCCCACCGCUGUCAUCCACCACGCAGCUCAUCGUCACAGUCUCAGGUCUUCGUGGAGGUCGAGGACGUGAACGACCACAUGCCCCAGACGGAGGAGCCCGCCUACCACUCCUACGUGGCCGAGAACCUGCCGCCGGACACCUCCGUCAUAGCGCUGCGGGCCUCGGACGGCGACCUGGCGCCCUCCAACAUCUCCUUCGCCAUCACCAAAGGCGCCCUCACAACCCUGGUACCGCUGGACAGGGAGGAACAGGCGGAGUACGAGCUGUGGGUGCGGGUGAGCGACGGCCAGCUGUCCUCCGUCAUCUCGGUCUUCAUCACCGUGAGCGACGUCAACGACAACCCGCCCGAGUUCCUGGAGCCGCUCUACCGCGUCACCGUCCCCGCCCGCAGCAAGACCAAGAAACGGGAGGCGCUCUUCAGGGUAAGUGGCCCCCUGCUUGAAGGCUUACACGCUCUUUAUCUCUCAUCAUAAACAGUCUCAAAGUGAAUGUGGGGAAGUAUUUAGAGCCCGCAUUCUUAUACUCUCUCUUCUCUCAUCUCAAACAGUUUCUCACGCCAUUUUGGGAGUUUGAAAGUAAACGUAGGGAAGUAUUUAGGUAAGUGGCCCCCUGCUUGAAGGCUUACACGCUCUUCUCUUAUCAUAAUAGAGUCUCACCUCCGACUUCAGGAGUUUGAAAGUGAAUGUGGGGGCACCGUUGCCAGAUUAUCGUACUCAGAGCCUCGUAUUUACCGGUUUCUGAGCCAUAGCUUUUGCCAAAAAACACCAAUAUAAUCAACCAUUUUAACGAUAACUAUAUAUGAAGGCAGUUGUUGGGGUCGAGGAGGCAGUUUUGGGGUCGGAAAACGGCAAACAUAGGAAGCUGAGUACGACAAUCUGGCGACGUUGUACAGUGGGGGAAG
This is a messenger RNA of Eriocheir sinensis (Chinese mitten crab), 2103 nucleotides long. Its product is annotated as protocadherin Fat 1-like. The transcript is spliced from 9 exons. Gene Ontology annotation, biological process: cell-cell junction assembly; multicellular organism development; cell morphogenesis. Bases 1 to 1644 code for a protein of 547 amino acids. Gene Ontology annotation, molecular function: cadherin binding; calcium ion binding. Gene Ontology annotation, cellular component: catenin complex; adherens junction; plasma membrane. The record is from RefSeq and is a predicted model, not a curated record. Lineage: Eukaryota; Metazoa; Arthropoda; Malacostraca; Decapoda; Varunidae.